This is a messenger RNA of Bubalus bubalis (water buffalo), 3146 nucleotides long. It is a transcript of the gene UST, whose product is annotated as uronyl 2-sulfotransferase. Bases 533 to 1612 code for a protein of 359 amino acids. The transcript is spliced from 8 exons. Lineage: Eukaryota; Metazoa; Chordata; Mammalia; Artiodactyla; Bovidae. Gene Ontology annotation, cellular component: membrane. The record is from RefSeq and is a predicted model, not a curated record. Gene Ontology annotation, molecular function: sulfotransferase activity.
GGAGGGAAAGAGGGAGGAGAGAGCGCGGCGGAGAGCCGGAGGGAGAAAGGGGAGGAGAAGGAGGAAAACCCCUGUCAAGGAGGUGGAGCGUGGAGAUGGUGUCCGCCUCCCGUUCCUCCCUACAGUUUUUGUAGAGGAGCCUGAGCCGGGACAAAACACGCCGAGACCGACAGCCACAAAGCCGGGGGCGGGGGGGUCCACGCUGGCGCUGGAGGCGAGCCCCAGCGGCCGCGAGCGAGCCCGAGGCGCUGCGGGGCGCGGGACGCGGGGACGCUAGCGGGCCGGGCGCGGGAAGCGCCGCCGAGCCGGGGACGGGCACCUCGGCCGCUCGGGCCGCGGCGGCAGGGACCAUGCCGAGGAAAGUCUCCUGAGCCCGGCAACUUCGGCCCCCUCCCCGCCCCCCACCCGGGCUGCCCUCGGCGCGGCCCUGCCCAUGUGCAGCCGGCCGGCAGGGCUCUCCUCCUCGGAUGGGCAGGCGGAUGGGUGACCUCUUCCUGGCACGGGCAGGCUGUGCGCGGCGGCGGAGCCGGCGAUGAAGAAGAAGCAGCAGCAGCAGCAGCAGCAUCCCGGCGGCGGCGCGGAUCCCUGGCCCCAUGGGGCCCCUCUGGGGGGCGCCCCUCCGGGCCUGGGCAGCUGGAAGCGCCGGGUCUCCCUGCUGCCCUUUCUGCGCUUCUCCCUCCGGGACUACGGUUUCUGCAUGGCCACCCUGCUGGUCUUCUGCCUGGGCUCCCUCUUCUAUCAGCUCGGCGGGGGACCCCCGCGCUUCCUGCUCGACCUGCGGCAGUAUUUGGGAAAUUCCACCUACUUGGAUGACCAUGGACCACCUCCUAGUAAGGUGCUGCCUUUCCCGAGCCAGGUGGUGUACAACAGAGUGGGCAAGUGUGGGAGUCGGACCGUCGUCCUGCUUCUGAGAAUCUUGUCAGAGAAGCACGGAUUCAAUUUGGUCACGUCAGACAUUCACAACAAAACCAGGCUUACUAAGAAUGAACAAAUGGAACUGAUUAAAAAUAUAAGUACUGCCGAACAGCCCUAUUUAUUCACCCGACAUGUUCAUUUCCUCAACUUCUCAAGGUUUGGAGGAGACCAGCCUGUCUACAUCAACAUCAUCAGAGAUCCCGUCAACCGGUUUUUAUCUAACUAUUUUUUCCGUCGGUUUGGAGACUGGCGAGGAGAACAGAAUCACAUGAUUCGCACCCCCAGCAUGAGGCAGGAGGAGCGCUACCUGGACAUCAAUGAGUGUAUUCUUGAAAACUACCCCGAGUGUUCCAACCCCAGGUUAUUUUACAUCAUUCCGUAUUUCUGUGGACAGCACCCCAGAUGCAGGGAGCCUGGUGAAUGGGCCCUUGAAAGAGCAAAACUGAACGUGAAUGAAAACUUCCUGCUUGUGGGGAUUCUCGAAGAGUUGGAAGACGUGCUGCUUUUACUGGAAAGAUUUUUACCUCAUUACUUCAAGGGUGUGCUCAGUAUCUACAAAGACCCAGAGAAAGGUGAGGGAAAGCAGGACAUUUUAAAACUGAACCGGGGACUCCUAGUUUCUCUUCAUGAGAACCCUCAGCCUCCACAGAAACUCACAAGACAUCUUAAUGAAGAAACUCGGGACCUUAGACUCUGAGCUGUGAGGGCUGCGAGCAGGGCAGCCAGGAGGUUACCUCAGCUCGGACCAAGUAAAUAAAUCAUUUGGUAAAAGCCAUUAAAGGGAAAGGUUACUGGAAAGUCAUAAAUGAACCAGCCUGUCUAUGGCUGGUUUUGCUAGAAAUCAUUUGAAAUUUUUAAAAUGUUUCUCUGGGUAUGAUUUAAGACGAGGACCAUGACAUAACUAACCAGUUUCUAUUAUUAUAUCAAAAUAAGGUAAAAAAUAAAUAUAGUAUGGAUUCAAUUCAUUUAUUCAAUUUUAUGCCAUUAGGUUGUUGUUUUUAGAACAUCGUGAAACUUCAUUUCAUGCCCCAAGAAAACUAAAAUGUAAUGGGUUACAGCUUUUCCGUUUGUUGAUUUUUCUCCUUCAAACAUCUUUGAUUUUCCAUCCUUUGAAUAGAUAUUUUUUCCAUGUCUUACAUGUCAUUCAAAUUAUUCUUUUUUCCUGUCUCCCACUUCACCUGUCUCUCAGACAGUUUCUAAAGUGAACCAGGACUGACAGAACUUAAUGAUACCUAUGAACACUUUCUAGAAACAUUAGCAUCCCUUUCUUGGCUGCUUCUAAUGCACCAGCAUGGGCUCUCCAGCAUCGUGUGCACGUCUGCUCUAUCGUGUCCGACUCUUUGCAACCCCAUGGACUGUAGCCCGCUAGGUUCCUCUGCCCAUGGAAUUUUCCAGGCAAGAAUACUGGAGUGGGUUGUCAUUUCCUCCUCUAGGGGAUCUUCCCAACCCAGGGAUCGAACCUGUGUCUCUUACAUCUCCUGCAUUGGCAGGCGGGUUCUUUACCAGCUGAGUUACUGGGAUUCUUUUUAGUUCUCCCCUUGCCUCCCGUCUUACCAAAGAGGAAAUCGGGAGCUCAACAACACAAUUUCAGGCUCAUGUCACAUCCAAACCGGCAGCUUGUCCUCUCUCUCCCUUCCACUGAACAUCACAGGUUUCUGCAGCUUCUCACAGCCAUUAGCCAGGGAAGUUUGUGUCCCCACUGACCAUCUUUGUUUAUAAGCCACUAACUGUCAACGCCUGUUAUUGUUCCUCUUCUCCUCUUCAUAUGUCAGAAGAAUGAAAGAACUUAAUUUUUCUCAUCAGAAGACGUUUACAUUUCUAUUCUACCUCAAUAGAUAUACUUCUCCCCCACUAUCUGUUUCUAAUAGCAGCUUCUGCCCAAAAGCAAUUAAUCAUUUAAAUAUCUUCUCUUGGAAACUUGCAGCGAAUGUAGCCCACCAUCUUUCAAAUCGACUCAUUGGAAAAGAGCCUGAUGCUGGGAAAGAUUGAAGGCAAAAGGAGAAGCGGGUGGCAGAGGAUGAGAUGGUUAGAUAGCAUCACCAACACAAUGGGCAUAAAUUUGAGCAAACUCUGGUAGAUGAUGGAGGACAGAGGAGUCUGGCAUGCUGCAGCCCAUGAGGUCGCAAAGAGUUAGACACGACUUAGCGACUGAGAAACAACAAUCAUCUUUCAUAGGCAAGUUCUAGUUACAAAGACAAGUUUCUAUCACAAUCAAACCUUUCAAAAAGAUA